Messenger RNA from Leptosia nina, 1362 nucleotides. The record is from the annotation of a GenBank genome assembly. NCBI's taxonomy places the organism in Eukaryota, Metazoa, Arthropoda, Insecta, Lepidoptera, Pieridae.
AUGGUUUUUACGAUAACGAAAUCUUGUGAAAAUGUUAACAAAGGCUGUAGUUGGAAACAAUAUGCGUUAUGCUUUAUAGUGAGUUUGCCCAUGAUCACCCAUGGAAUUGAAGCGAAUAACUUAACGAUUACGUCACACUCGGGGCAUUUCCUAAUAAGCUUCAACAACGUGCCCCUCAGUUCUACAAUGCUGAUACUCAGUGCUGGUAUAUCAGCACCGAUUCUCAGCAUGGUCGUUGAUAGACUGGGAAGGAAAUUCGGCGUGUAUAUCAUCAUAAUGAUACAAGGUAUCUGUUGCGUACCACUCCUCCUGCCACCAAACAAAAUUGCCUACGUCAUUGUCCACUUCCUAGCUGGGGUGUCCUCAGCUGGUUUGUUCACAGUCAUUCCAAUGUACAUACGAGAAAUAGCACCCACGAUAUCCAGGGCUUCGCUCAUAUCGUUAAUGGGCGUCAUGAUACCAAUCGGCUAUUUAACCAGGCUGGUGUUAAAUGAGGAACCGAUGAUGUAUCUGAUGACCGCAAUGGUGAUGAUAGAAUUUUUUACAGUGUUCCUAAUGAUUGAAUCGCCGAGUUUUCUUGUUAAAGUUGGGGAAUAUGAGAACGCGAAGAAAAACAUUGCAAAGUUAAAAUGUCUUACGGAAAAUGACAAUUAUGUGUUAAUGGAAUUGAAGAGACUGAAAGACGAAAGCGAUAGGGCUAAGCCAUGGAAACUAUUGGAUUUGUUUAAGAACAUAAUCUGGCGCGAUGCAAUGAAAAUUGGCUUUGUUCUUUACACCAUGAUGAUAUUGAGUGGAAGUAGUAUGUUCUUAGACCACGACAAAGCCCUAGCUCAAUUAAAGACCACUAUAGACCCACAAAAGGUGCUGGUUCCGUCGUGUCUUUUAGCUGGAGGGAUCAUAAGUGUAAUAUUAGUUAGAUUCGUUGACAGAAAAUAUUUAUUGACGUUCUCUUAUUCUGUAAUCGUGUUGUCUAUGGGAGUGUUGGCGAUCUACACCCAACCUGACCUCACCGUGACGUCACUAAGAUGGCUGCCAGUUGUGUCACUAGGAAUACUAGUAUUUGGCUAUGGAAUGGCUUGGGGCGUCCCAACCAUGGUUUUGGUGGAAAUAUUAAAUUUGGAGAUCAGAGCUACAGUCCUCGCUAUAGUGUACUCCUAUUCUCAAAUAAUAAGGAUGGUACACGUCCACACAUUAAACUACUUCGAAGACCUCAUGGGCGUACACACGCUAUUUUACGUAUUUGCCGGUGUGAAUCUAGUAGGCGCAGUCUACAGUAUUAUGGCGUUACCACAGAUUAAAGAUAAAAGUGUAAAACAGAUUGAGAAGCAGUUGAAAAGGGUACCUAUAUUAAACGGUAUCUGA